Ziziphus jujuba (common jujube) is the source of this 902-nucleotide messenger RNA. RefSeq lists its product as uncharacterized. The record is from RefSeq and is a predicted model, not a curated record. Lineage: Eukaryota; Viridiplantae; Streptophyta; Magnoliopsida; Rosales; Rhamnaceae. The coding region runs from base 53 to 559 and encodes 168 amino acids. The transcript is spliced from 2 exons.
UUUACAUACGUUUCUUCAAAAUUUACACGCAGAUUUGGAAGAAAAAAGAGAAAUGGAUAACCUUAAAACUUCUACAGCCAUUGUGAUUCUCUGUUUGCUCUUCAUCAACUUUUCCUCUACUAUUGGAGAUGAAGGGCAACAAAGCCUGAAUAACCAUGAAAAAGCAGAAUCAGAUACUAAACAAUCUUUCUCAGGUAUGGUGAGAAGUUUGUUUUCCAUCUCAACAAGUUCACCUAUAUCUACAAGCUACUGGGGGAAGCUUAAAAACCAUGUAAACCAAGCUUAUGCCUACUUCUUUCCUCCUAAUCUUGAUUUCAGGCGGAGUGAUCAAGCUGAUGGAACAGGAGCUGGUGAAGCUGCCAGCAUUUAUGGGAGUGGACCUGGAGAGAAGGUGAAAGAGGCAGUUUCAAAAAGCUUGGAGACGAGCAAAGAAACUGUGGAAGAUGCAGCCAAAUCUGCAGCAAGAAUAGCUGGUGAAACUGUGCACAAGACCAAGGAGAAGAUGAAGAAGAGCAUGUCAGCUGGGAAAAAAUCAGAACAAGCUCAAUCUGAACUGUGAUUCAUAAUAUUAAUUAUUAUUAGAUUCAUUUUCUAAGUUUUUGAGUUUCUUUUUCACUUCUUUUUUCUUUUUCUUUUUCUUUUUUUUUCUUUUUUGGAAGAAGUUAUGUAAGUUUGAGUUGUAUCUGUAACUAGUUGAAACUGUUUUUGUUUUGCUUUGUAAUAAUUUGCAAUUGCUGCUCAUAUGAAAUUUGUUAAAAAAAAAAAAACAAAAAAAACAAAAAGUGUCUUCUGUUUAAAUCAGUCCAGUCCAUCACGUUACCUUUUUUUUUUUUAAUUAAUUUUAUAACCAAAAAAAAAAAAAGAUGAAAUUAUCUGCAAUGCUAUUAAGAAUCUUAUUUCCA